CCGGGACAUACUUCGCCCGUCCGUGAUAAGUGAGGAAGAGGAGUCGAGAUUAAAUACAUGGCAGGGAAAUUCUCAGCCGCCCGCAGGCGCCUGCGCAAUGGGCCGGCCGUGGGGGGCGGGAAGCGCUGGGGGGCAGCGGAGCCCAUGUCGGCCCUGAGGCGCUCGGGCUACGGCCCCAGUGAUGGUUCGUCCUAUGGCCGCUACUACGGGCCUGGGGGUGGAGAUGUGCCUGUGCACCCACCUCCGCCCAUAUAUUCUCUUCGUCCCGAACCUCCCCAGCCUCCCAUUUCCUGGCGGGUGCGCGGGGGCGGCCCGGUUGAGACCACCUGGCCGGGAGAAGGCGAGGGAAGCGACGGCUACUAUCCCUCUGCAGGCGCCUGGCCGGAGCCGGGUCGAGCUGGAGGAAACCACCAGGAACAGCCACCAUAUCCUAGCUACAAUUCUAACUAUUGGAAUUCUGCACGACCUAGGGCUCCUUACCCAAGUACAUAUCCUGUAAGACCAGAAUUGCAAGGCCAGAGUUUGAAUUCUUAUACAAAUGGAGCAUAUGGUCCAACAUACCCACCUGGCCCUGGGGCAAAUACUCCCUCAUACUCUGGGGCUUAUUAUGCUCCUGGAUAUACUCAGACCAAUUACUCCACAGAAGUUCCAAGCACUUACCAUUCACCUGGCAACAGCCCAACCCCAGCCCCUCGUUGGAUAUAUCCCCAACAGGACUGUCAGACUGAACCUCCAACUCUUCGGGGGCAGGUUCCAGGAUAUCAUGCUUCACAGAACCCUGGAAUGACCCUGCCCCAUUAUCCUUAUGGGGAUGGUAAUCAUAGUGUUCCACAGUCAGGACCAACUGUCCGACCACAAGAGGAUGCGUGGGGGUCUCCUGGAGUUUAUGGAGUGGGUGCCCGUUACCCCUGGCCUUCAUCUACACCCUCAGCACCACCUGGGAAUCUGUACAUGACGGAAAAUACUUCACCAUGGCCCAGCAGUGGCUCUCCUCAGACACCUUCAUCACCACCUCUCCAGCAGCCCAAGGAUUCCACAUACCCCUAUAGCCAAUCAGAUCAAGGCAUGAACCGGCACAACUUUCCUUGCAGAGUCCAUCAGUAUGAAUCUUCGGGGACAAUGAACAAUGAUAAUUCAGAUCUUUUGGAUUCCCAAGUCCAGUAUAGUGCUGAGCCUCAGCUGUAUGGUAAUGCCAACAACGAACAUCCCAGCAAUCAAGAUCAAAGUAAUAAUCUUCCUGAAGAGGGUUUAUCUUCAGAUGAAGGUACUCCCCCAAGUAUUAAAAAAAUCAUACAUGUCCUGGAGAAGGUCCAGUAUCUUGAACAAGAAGUAGAAGAGUUUGUAGGAAAAAAGACAGACAAAGCUUACUGGCUUCUGGAAGAAAUGCUAACCAAGGAACUUUUGGAACUGGAUUCAGUUGAAACUGGGGGCCAGGACUCUGUCCGGCAGGCCCGGAAAGAGGCUGUUUGUAAGAUUCAGGCCAUACUGGAAAAAUUGGAAAAAAAAGGAUUAUGAAAGGAUUUAGAACAAAGUGGAAGCCUGUUACUAACUUGACCAAAGAACUCUUGAUUUUGGUUAAUUACCCUCUUUUCUAAAUGACUGUUGGUGACAAGAAGCAAUACAUUCCAACUUUCCUUUGAUUUAAAAUUUGAAAAGACUGGCAAAGGAAUGGAAAAACAUUUUAGUUAAGAGUUGCUUUCAGUUUUCAGACGAAUGAAUGUAGUAGGGAACUAUGGAGUUAAGAUACUGCCAAGUAGACUCACUCCUUAAGAAACUUACGGAUAUCUGUAAGCUGCUUGUUAACAGCAGGAGGGAAAUACAGGCUUAUGAGAAACAGGCUUAUCAGAAAUCUACCAGAGGAGACUGGAUAUAAUCUGAGAAAAACAGAAUCUGUUUUUUUUAAACAUCUGGAUUAUUUGUCACAUUUUUGUAUAUUGUGACUGCUUUCGGCAUACACUUCAUGUGUAAAUUACAGCUUAGACUUUAGCCUUUUUGGACCUCUGUUUCCUUUUGUUAUUUACAGUUCACAAAUAGAGUAUCUUCUACUUCUUGGUACAUUUUGUAGUAAUAUGUUUAAUUAUUCGAGAGACUAUAUUGACAGCCAGAUAGUAUGGCUAUUCUGAAUGAAAUAUCUUUUCACCUCUUGAAUAUAUUGCAAUGUGUAGUGAUUUCCUGAGGUAAAUUGUUUGUUUCCCAUGUUGUAUAAAUCGUUAGUGUUUUUACCACUUCUGCAUCUCAUGGUGGUAGUGAAAGGUGAAUUUGGAAAUGGCAUUGACAUAGAAUAAAAAUGUUUGUGGACAUUUUUCUUUUUUUUGCUUUUUUAUUGUAUUUUGGUAAAGAUCCACUUUAAAAUUUACCCUUUUUUUUUUUUAACAACAUAUAAUCUUUUCACUGUUGCUGCUUCCAUAGACAGCAUUGUGAUACAUUAAAUGCCACAGUAAGUUGAAAUAAUGACUGCAAAAGUAAUAAAUACAGUUACUUAGUAAUACCAUUCUUCCAUCUAAGAUUAGUUUCACUGUCAAGAUCCCUCUGAGCAGAUUCAGCUCAGUUUAUAGAUAAAUGAGAGUAAAAGGGGAUUCAUGCUCAGGGAAUGAAUCAGCCAUAGUUAGAAUAGGAAAUUAAUUAUUUUCUUCUUUUAAAUGUAGAUUUGAUGUUUAUCUUUAUUUCCUUAAAGUAAAUUGCAUAGAUAGAAUUGCCUGUUUCAUAAAACGAUGUUCUUACCAUUAUUAACAGUCAUUUUAGAGCCAAAUUUAAGGAAAGGGUAUUGAAGAGGUUUUACUUAGAAGAGACUUAGGUAUGUAACUUACUUUUUACAUCUGAGGUGAGUUUUAGUAUACAGUAUCUGUUCUUAGAAAAACAACUGUUUCUUCAUAAAAUAUCCAAGUGGUAAUUUUUUUCCUAGACUGCCAGGCCUAUUAGUGAUACUAAAUCUGUCAGCUAUCUCUAUUCUUCAAAAACAAAACCACAUUAGAUGAGAGGAAACAUAGUAAAAAUAUUAGCUGCAUCUUAUAGUUGGGAUGAGUGAUUAAUAUGGUGAUAUUUUUUCUUGGAUUUUAAUUUUUGUCCUAAUGUAGGAAUGUUUAAAAAAGGCUUUUCUAUGAAAUUAGAAAAUUAUACUUGAGAUUAAAAAUAUGGAAGGGGGAGGACUUUAAAGCUAAGUUACCAGUGAGACAAUGAGUAAUCCUGAAGAGAACACUACUGUUUUACUGACUGAAUGCCCACGAUGCCAAUUUCCAUGAAGUCUUAUAUAUACAUAUAUAUAUGUACACACACUAUAUACAUAUAUGUGUGUAUGAUUUUAAACAGUUUUUUAAGUUUUUGAAGUAAUUUUAGACUUACAGAAGAAUUGUAAAAAUAGUAUAGAGUUCUCGGGCGGCGCCUGUGGCUCAAGGAGUAGGGCGCCGGUCCCAUAUGCCGGAGGUGGCGGGUUCAAACCUAGCCCCGGCCAAAAUAAAAAAAAAAAAAAAAAAAUAGUAUAGAGUUCUCAUGUUUCCUCUACCCACCUUCCCCUUAUGUUAACAUCUUACAUAACCAUAGAACAUUUGUCAAAAUUAAGAAAUUAACCUUGAUACAAUACUAUUAACUGUUGUAGAGAAUUUAAACAGUAAGAUUUUUGUGAGUCUUUUCACUAAUCCAGGAUCCCACCUUGCACUUAGUUGUCAUGUCUCCUCUGUGUCCUCCAGUCUGUGACAGUGUAUCAAAAUGGGAUUCCUGAUGUCAUGUAUUUCUGGUGUUGUUGUUAACUAUGUUUGAUCACUAUGCUAGCGUGAUACCUGCUAGGAUUUUCUACUGUAAACUUACUAUGUUUUUCUUGUAAUUAUUAAUAUUUGCUGGAGAUACUUUGAGACUAUGCAAAUGUCCUGUUUCUGCUUGAAGUUUUGCCCAUUUUAUUUAUCCAUUGGCAGAUCUUGCUUGUGGCAAUGACUACUGUGGUGUUCUAAUGGUGAUUUUCUAUUUCUCUCAUUCCUUCUACAUUUGUAAUUGGAAUUCUUCUCUAAAGAAGAGUUGUCACUUCUGGAUUUAUAUUUCAAAUUGUAAUAAUAUUCAGGAUUAGUACAAACUUAGAACUUAAAGAUCUUAAACCAUGUUUAUAAAUGAUUCCAAAUACUGGUAUCAAUGAUUAGAAACUAAGAUGGUAACAUGACUCAGAAAAUAUAAUGAACUUAAGAAGGAAAAUAGUAUUUAUGAUUUGUAGAAUUGGUUCAACUUUUGACAUAAUAUUGACUGUAGACUGCAUCCAAAAUUUUCUUGAAAUUUCACAUCUGGACUUUUUAAAAGUGUCUACAUUUAUAUUGCUUUGGGGAUCAUCUUGUCAAAAUCUUGAAUAAAGUUUAAGACCUGGCAUGAUAAACACA
This is a messenger RNA of Nycticebus coucang (slow loris), 4355 nucleotides long. It is a transcript of the gene BAG4, whose product is annotated as BAG cochaperone 4. The record is from RefSeq and is a predicted model, not a curated record. The transcript is spliced from 6 exons. Gene Ontology annotation, cellular component: cytosol; membrane; cytoplasm. Gene Ontology annotation, molecular function: adenyl-nucleotide exchange factor activity; protein-folding chaperone binding. Lineage: Eukaryota; Metazoa; Chordata; Mammalia; Primates; Lorisidae. The coding region runs from base 58 to 1515 and encodes 485 amino acids. Gene Ontology annotation, biological process: protein stabilization.